Molecule: messenger RNA, 2186 nt
Organism: Oreochromis aureus
Lineage: Eukaryota; Metazoa; Chordata; Actinopteri; Cichliformes; Cichlidae
Exons: 10
Coding region: 42-851 (269 amino acids)
Source: RefSeq, a predicted model, not a curated record
AUGUGACAUUCAGAGUUUCUGAGUCCAGCAGUGGAGACUACAUGUGUAAGAGUCGACGCAGAGAUGACUCACAUUCUUCAACAGAGUGGAGUGAAGCCUUCACAUUGUCAGUAUCAACAGAUCAACCAAAGGCCCAAAUAACUUCUGAUAUGAGAGACAUUCCAGUAGGGGGCAGUGUGACCCUGACCUGCUCUGUGAACCCAUCAUCAUCAUCUGGAUGGAAAUACUACUGGUACAGAGAUGAGAACUCGUCUGAAGCCCUGACCACACAAGAUGCAGUUUUCCACUCAAAUGGACAAAUCAGUGUCUCACAGGAAGGACUCUACAGGUGCAGAGGAGGAAGAGGAAACCCAGUUUACUACACAGAGGACAGCCAGUCAGUCAGGAUUGAUCACAGGGCAGCACCUGAGCCUGAAAGCUCUUCAUUUGUCACUCCUUUGAUCGUUGGACUCGUUUGUGGAGUUUUACUGAUUCUUCUUCUGCUGCUGUUGUGUCGCUUCAAACAAUCAAAGAAUUCAUUCUUUGCCAGGAGCACAAAUCAGAGCUCUGCAAUGAACCACAUGAUCAAGGAUGAAGCUCAACACAGUCAACAUGCUUCUACUCUUCAAGGUGAUGCUUGUGUUUAUGAAUCAAUCAAAGACCUUCAUGACACACAAAAUGAUGACAGUGUGUUGUAUGCACAGGUCUCCCACGAUAGAGCUAAAACCAAGAAAGACAACGAUGACAGCCUGUUGUACGCACAGGUCUAUUACAGUAAAGCAAAACCUAAGAGACACAAAGGGAAACCAGCUCCUGCAGCAGCUGAUGAAACAGUUUAUUCUGAAGUUAAAUCACAAACAGCUCUGGAUUAAUAACAAGAUCUGCAAAACCAACUGGAUCAGUGACAAAACUGUUAAUUCCAUUAGAAGUAAAGAGAUCAUUGGAGAAAAUGAGAUUAUGCACUGUUUUGUAAAAUAAAAUAAAAUCAAACAAACUUUCUUUUAUCAUAAUAGCACCAACUGAUGAUCUGGCUUUGAGACCAGGAUGCUUUUUAGAGUGUUUUUACAUUUAGAUUGCUCAAUAAAUAAACAACAAAUGAAAAAAUAAAAAUAAACAACACUUGGAAAUGAGAAUCAUCAACCUACAGAGGGCUAAAUGCAAAGACACAUCAAAGUGACAAAAUAAUGCAGCAGGUUUUUCCAUUUUGUCAAAUGUUCAUUGCACCAACUCAAAAAAAUACUCAGUAGUCAGUUUGGCCAACAUGUGCUUCUGUGCAUGACAAUGUUGGAGCAUACGAAUAAUGAGACAAUGGUGUCCUGGGGAUCUCCUCUCAGAUCUGGACCAGGGCAUCUGAGCUCCUGGAGAGUCUGAGCUGCAGCAUGGCAGCUUCAGAUGGAGAGAAGCAUAAUGUCCCAGUUGGAUUUUGGUCCGGCGAGUGUAGGGGCCAGUCAGUGAUAUCAAUUCCUUAAUCCUCCAGGAACUGCCUGCAUACUCUCAACACAUAAGGGUGGUCAUUAUCAUACAAGGAGGAACCCAGGACCCACAGCACAAUAGAGUCUGACAAUGGGUGACAGACUCUUGAGCAUGCACUGAAUUGGCAUCCUAGAGGAGUUGGACAUCCUGUACAACCUCUGUAGCAUCCAGGGAUCGUCUCACCCUGCCAGUAAUGAUGAUGACCCCAGCCAAAUGCAAAAAUAGUGAAAAAAAUAGUCAGAAGAGAUGAGGAGGGAAAAAAAAUGUCAGUAAACUCUACCUGUAAAACAAGCUUGGGGGGGGUCGUUUCAUUGUUGCCCCUCUAGUGUACCUAGUGUUAACUGCAUUUUCUGCUACUUCAUCAAGCAGACAAGUUUGAGUGAUGUGAUGCUAAACACUGAUUAAAAAUAAUUCCUUUAACCUUUUUUUGAGCAGUGCAUGUUUACAGACGUUUCCUGUGUUGUUUCUAUAAUCAUUUGAUGUGUAUGAUAAGCAUACAUGUUUCUUUUCCCCUGGAUGAAUUAAGCAUCACUUCACAUAUUUCUAUAAAGUUGCUUUUCUUCUUUUAACAGCUUUAGGAAAAGAUCAACUUUAAAUUUUAUUGUAUGUAAGCUGCUUGGAGAGCUGCAAUUGUGUUAUAUGAAUAUGUGUUUCCUAUAAGAUAUUUAAUCUCAAAUAUUGUUACAUCUACAGUCGUGUUUGUUGAAAAACAAUUUAAAGUUGUUUGCACACUU